AUGUCUUGCACAGAGCAGGCGGCUCCUCCGGAGACCCCUUCGCGGGACGGACUGGGGCAGGCGGACCAGAGGCUCAUAGGUGCCUACACCUUGAUAGCACCAAAUGAAAACCGAAGAAAGCAGAUACAAAGGAUUGCUGAGAAAGAGCUGGAGAACCUGGAGAAGUGGAAGGAGCAACAUAGAGCGAAGCCAGUUAACCUGGUACCAAGGAGGCUAGGUGGAAGCCAAUCAGAAGCUGAAGUGAGGCAGAAACAACAACUCCAACUGUUGCAAUCUAAAUACCAGCAAAAGCUAAAAAGAGAAGAAUCUAUAAGAAUCAAGAAGGAAGCUGAAGAAGCUGAAAUCCAAAAAAUGAAGGCAAUUCAGAGAGAGAAGAGCAAAAAACUAGAGGAGAAAAAAAGACUUCAAGAAAACCUCAGAAGAGAAGCAUUUAGAGAGCAUCAGCAAUACAAAACUGCCGAAUUCUUGAGCAGACUGGAGACAGAGUUGCCAAACAGAAGUACCUAUCCAACUGCUUGCCAUAACCUACAAUCUUCAGCUUGGAAACUUCCUGUCCUGCCUAGGGAUCACAGCUGGGCCAGAAGACAGGCUUAUAAGGAUUCUCUAAAGGAAGAAGAAAAUAAAAAACUACAGAGGAUGAAGGAAGAACAACACCAGAAGAGUGAAUUACUGGAAUUUAAGCGACAACAACAGGAGGAAGAAAGAAUCAGAACCCAGCAGGAUGAGCACAGGAGGGUAAAUAAUGCUUUUCUGGACCGACUCCAAGGCAGAAGUCAACCAGGUGGCCUGGAGCACUUUGGAGGCUAUUGGAAUAUGAAUGGUGGUAACAGCUGGGAUUUAUGAGAAAUGUUUACUUACAUCCAACCUUUGUCAACUGACCUUGAAAACUGCCAUGAGAUGCUUUUUUAGAACUCGGUUUUAUUCACCUUCAGUGCUUUUACCUCAGCUUCAACUGCCCACCCACACAGCUGAGCCGCCGGGAUGACAGGGUCUCCCUGUCAUUGUUUAUGUGUGUUUGCAGGAGCUGAUUAUUGAACUCAUAUUUAAUUUCUACUGUCAGUGAAAUGUUACAGUAUUUUUCUAAUUGGUUUUGCCUCUUAUUGGAAGUAUAAUUACAGCAAUGUUAAUAAGAGAGAAAAUGAGAGGAUCAUUUGAUGCUUUCAGGUUACUGGGAGCUAUGGGUGGGUGCUGUAUGCUUGUCUCUCUAAGCAGCUAAUUCUCAGAUCAGGUUUGGGGAAGCUUUGGCAUCUUUUUUGGAUUUUAAUCCCUACUUUCUUAAUUCACUGUAUAAACAUGAGUAAAAGACAAAAAUAAAUCUUUUAAUCUCUUUUAAACAAAUUUAUAAAUAAAUUUUGAACUACCUUUGCAUA
This is a messenger RNA of Myotis brandtii (Brandt's bat), 1370 nucleotides long. It is a transcript of the gene EPSTI1, whose product is annotated as epithelial stromal interaction 1 (breast). The record is from RefSeq and is a predicted model, not a curated record. The coding region runs from base 1 to 843 and encodes 280 amino acids. Lineage: Eukaryota; Metazoa; Chordata; Mammalia; Chiroptera; Vespertilionidae. The transcript has 13 exons.